Messenger RNA from Lachancea nothofagi CBS 11611, 324 nucleotides. The record is from the annotation of a GenBank genome assembly. NCBI's taxonomy places the organism in Eukaryota, Fungi, Ascomycota, Saccharomycetes, Saccharomycetales, Saccharomycetaceae.
AUGGCCCCUUCACAAUUAGAAAUCAAAGUGAGAUCUUUGCAGAGACUUGUAAAGGAAGAGAAAUAUUACCAGCAGGAGCUGGAGGACCAGAAAACUCACGUACAGAAACUAAAAUCUGAAGGACAAGUGGAUCCAUACGACUUGAAAAAACAAGUGGAAGUCUUGCAAGAUACCGAGAGGCUUUUGCCAGCGCUUUACGGCAAAAUCGAUCAAUUCAAACACGACCUAGCGUUGUUUGUGGAUAGCUACAAUGGAUCCGAGGACCUAGACAGUGCUAAAUCUAUUAUCGAAGAUGCGGAGAAUCUUCUCAAGAGUAAAUCGUAA